AUGUCUGUAAAUGAUACAGCGGUAGCACCCGAACAGAAAUUGUUCGGGCCUUUUGUCAACGACAUUCCUGGUUUCCGCGAUGUUUUGAAGGAAACAUCGUCAGCCGUUGUCGGCAGCGCGGUAGUGCACGUUCUUCUGAAACGUCCGUUGUCGGACGUUCCAGAGCUUUGUGUUGUGUCAACAUACCACAGUCCUCAAGAGAGGGACUCUUCUUGUGCCAUGUUCUGGCAAUACAUUGUAAAGCAGGGAUAUGAUAAUAUCCCUGUUCAGACAUUCCGUCGUGAUCAGACAGAUAUGUUUGAGCGGUUUGAAAAACCGGCACUUUCGCUUGUUUUUAAACGAAGCGAUGGUAAAACGAUUUCGUUUCGUCAUAUGAGCGCUGAACAAACAUUCACCGCUGUAUACAGUGUGGGGUGGGCCAGUCACAUGUAUACGUUUGCGACGCAUGAAAGCAUAUAUUGCUUGUUUCCCAGCCUCACGCUGUCGCGAGAAUCUAUGUUGUUCGAGCGAGGUAUGUCUAAGCCUUGUAGCCAUAAUAUUGGCUACUACGAGGGACUUGGGUUUACGUUUGUCGACUCGGAAAGGGCUCUUGGUCCAAAGUACUCUUGUAAGGACCAGCGGGAGAUUCUCGGUGAGGUAGAGGGUCGGGCGAAUGCGUUUAGUCAUGAUCUAUGGGUUUAUGAAGAGAAAGGAAUGCCCCCUUGGUGGGGUGAAGCGGAUUCUAAUUGGUAG
Penicillium samsonianum is the source of this 732-nucleotide messenger RNA. RefSeq lists its product as uncharacterized. The record is from RefSeq and is a predicted model, not a curated record. Lineage: Eukaryota; Fungi; Ascomycota; Eurotiomycetes; Eurotiales; Aspergillaceae. The coding region runs from base 1 to 732 and encodes 243 amino acids. The transcript has 2 exons.